AUGUCACAGCCAUGGGAUUACAUCGCUAAGCUUGUCUGCAUCGGUGAUUCUGGGACUGGCAAGUCUAGUUUGACGAUUCGGCUAUGCGAAGGGCGGUUCUCGUCAUCUCAUGAUGUGACCAUUGGCGUGGAAUUUGGCUCACGUAUCGUCCCGGUCGGGCCGCCUGCCUCGAGACACUUCGGGAAAGAACGAGACGACUAUGGUCCCAACCAUGCCCCCUCUGGGUUGGCAGCACCAGGGGCUGACGAGGAGCCCGUGGUUUCUGGCCUCCCCAGCCCUCCCCGGAAGACCCAGGCAGAUCAGAAACGAAUGAAACUGUCUCUGUGGGAUACAGCUGGACAGGAAACCUACAAGUCAAUCACACGCUCUUAUUUCCGCGGCGCCUCCGGCGCUCUUCUCGUCUUUGAUAUCACACGACCGUCAUCGUUUGUCUCGUGUACUCAGUGGCUUCAUGACUUACGGCAGAUAGCCGAAGAAGGGAUUGUGGUCAUCUUGGUUGGGAACAAAUGUGACCUGUCGGGAGAUGGCUCGAUCCAAAACCAGCGGCGUGUCACUCGACAGGAGGCGGAAGACUGGUGUCGUCAGAAUAAUGUUGUACGUUACGUGGAAACAAGCGCGAAAUCUGGGGAAGGAGUCGAGCAUGCUUUCCUCGAGGUCGCUGAGCGAAUACAUCAAAACAUCGAGGGAGGCAAGUAUGAUCUGAAUGACCGUCGAAGCGGCGUGAAAGGCUUCGGUGCGACAGGUGGUAGAAAUAAUGGAGUGCCAAAAACUGUCACUCUAGGUCUAAAUGACGCGAUGCGCAGAGGUGGAAACGGCUGGGCUGGGAGCUGCUGCUCCUAA
Messenger RNA from Aspergillus steynii IBT 23096, 840 nucleotides. RefSeq names its product GTPase Rab2, small G protein superfamily. Lineage: Eukaryota; Fungi; Ascomycota; Eurotiomycetes; Eurotiales; Aspergillaceae. The record is from RefSeq and is a predicted model, not a curated record. Gene Ontology annotation, molecular function: GTPase activity; GTP binding. The transcript has 2 exons. Gene Ontology annotation, cellular component: endosome. Gene Ontology annotation, biological process: regulation of endocytosis. Bases 1 to 840 code for a protein of 279 amino acids.